Cynocephalus volans (Philippine flying lemur) is the source of this 729-nucleotide messenger RNA. RefSeq names its product zinc finger matrin-type protein 1-like. NCBI's taxonomy places the organism in Eukaryota, Metazoa, Chordata, Mammalia, Dermoptera, Cynocephalidae. Bases 1 to 729 code for a protein of 242 amino acids. The transcript has a single exon. The record is from RefSeq and is a predicted model, not a curated record.
AUGGUCAACAGAAGAGAAAAUGCUAAGACUUAUGACUCUUUUCAACAUGAACUUCAGGAUUAUAUUAGAAAACAGAAAGCCAGAGGAUUAAAACCAAAGGUUUGCUUUGCAAAGGUGACAGAAGACUCUGCCUCCCAAGAAAGGAGCCACGCUGGCCCUAAACCUCCGAAGCUGGAGCAGCGACCCUCCUUUGGGAGGCUACAAGAGUUCCCCACGCCCUACGAAAGCCUGAGGACAGUGGACAGCCAGGUACCUCCCGGGCCUGAAAUUCAUCACCCCAGACAGAGACUGGAAUCUCUAAACCACCGUCAGAAAAAUCACGACCGCUUCUUCGGAAACCCAUGGCUUCCAAGCCCCCCUGUGCAAGACGAGAAGCCUGGGCCCCACAGAGCACGAGGCAGGGACGGUCCCCGUGGCCUCCCCUGCGAGGACCGCAGCCCCAUCCAGCGGGCGGGCCAUCGAGACCGAGGCCAGCGGACAAGGGACAGGGAGGACCGAAGAGGAGGAGUCGCCGGGGAGGCUGAUGCCCACAAAGAGAACAGAGGCCUCGGCAGGAGCGGGGCCGAGCGGCCACCAGCCAGUGCAGAGAAGCCCAGUCGCAGAAGGAAGAGCCACCGUGGAGCCACCGCGAAAAGGGGAAGAAGAUCCCGCAGAGAGAAGGGGCCUGGCGGACACGGCCCGGAGGAGAGGGACUUGUGGGACGAGGCCAUCCUGGGCACUUGUUACUGA